Messenger RNA from Melanaphis sacchari, 1610 nucleotides. RefSeq names its product SH2 domain-containing protein 4B-like. Gene Ontology annotation, cellular component: cytoplasm. The coding region runs from base 283 to 1515 and encodes 410 amino acids. Lineage: Eukaryota; Metazoa; Arthropoda; Insecta; Hemiptera; Aphididae. The record is from RefSeq and is a predicted model, not a curated record. The transcript has 9 exons.
UAAAACUCGUGCAGUCGUGAUUAGUCAGACUUUAGACGUUGACCUGUAGACGUCGUUGUGUGCUGCGCGUGGUAGUUAAGUCGCGUUAAGUCACCUAAAAUAUUUAAACGAGUUUCGUUUCCAUUUAAGUGCGACGAUGACGCUGUACAGAUGAAUAUAACCGCCGAGCACAUAAACUGCAUAGCUAUCGUUUUUAAUUUUUCGAAUGCUAUGUGUUGUUUUUAAAACUGUAUUCGUAUAUAAGUAUACCAAUUCAGAAUUUGGCCACAACGGAGAUUCACCAUGCUUCAACAGAUUCUCAAAGACAUGUAUGUUGAUCCAGAGCUGUUGGCGGAAUUAGACGAAACGCAAAAACAAACUCUGUUUUGUAGAAUGCGUGAAGAGCAAGUUAGACGCUGGAGUAUUUGGGAUCAUAACGAAAGUAUCAAGCCUGCAUAUCCAAAGCGACAAAAAAAUAAUAAAAAAGUACAAUGGAUGUUAGAUGCUAAUGGUGAUCCUUGGACAUGGAUCAUGGGUGAGCAUAAGGAUGAUAAGACUAUUGAGCAAAUAAUCGAAGAAGAGGCUAGAGAAGCUGCAAGACUACAAGCAGAACACGAGACUGAACAAUUGCGAUUAAAAGUAGAAUCUGAAUUAAUGGCAAUGUUGGAAAGCAAAGCAAAGACUCAAUUUAAUCCACCUGAGAAUAAAUAUUCACAUGCGACUGAAGAGAUUUACUGUUCCGUAGAAGAUCUGAACACUAGAAAUGCAAAAAAACCAUGUGUGACCACACAACCAAUACGUGGUGCCUUAAAAGAACUGUCAUUCAAUAAAGUGUCUGAGCGUGUGAGAAAUUGGGAACAGAGAGUAAUGGAAGAACGGACAUCGGAAAUCUAUAACAAAAUGAAAAAUAAAAAAGAAGAAGAAGAAAGACAGGCCGAAGAAGCAGAUAAAAAGCAAGAAAUUGUUUGGAGAGAACAGAAGCAAAAAGCUAAAGAAGUUGAAUUACAAAUUCGACAAAUUGCACGUCAAGCUAGAGAAGAACAUAGAAGAUCACUUCUAAAUACUACAGAAAAAUCUUCUAAUGUAAUGUUUGUAUCUAAUUCGUCCAAGCCGCCAAGUAAAAAAGCUGUUGUUGAAUGGUUUAGAGCAAAAGAAAUACCUAGAAGAGCUGGAUUUGAAAAAGAUAAAAAUGCCAUAGCCACUUGGUUCCACGGUCUUAUAACACGACAAGAAGCAGAGAUCUUACUCAACAACGAACCAAUGGGUAGUUUUUUAGUUCGUUUAUCCGAACGAAUUUGGGGCUACGCCAUCACAUACAAAGAUCACGAAUGUUGCAAACAUUAUUUGGUAGAUGCAUCUAAUGGUCAUUAUCAGUUUUUAGGGACUAAUCAAAUAUCUCACAACACACUAAGUGAAUUAGUCAACUAUCAUCGAAAAAUGCCAAUUACUAAGACUGGGGAAGAAUUAUUACUAAGACCAUGUAAUCGUAGAACAAAUUUGCCUCCUUUCGUUUUCCAAGGCUUAUUGAAAACAUGAAUUACUAAUCUAAUGAUUUCAACUAUAUUUAUACAAUAUUAUAAUAUGUAUUUUAUGUUAAAUAUAAAAUAAAUUAUAAUUCCUCAUACUUAAAU